Trematomus bernacchii (emerald rockcod) is the source of this 882-nucleotide messenger RNA. Its product is annotated as caspase-7-like. The record is from RefSeq and is a predicted model, not a curated record. Gene Ontology annotation, molecular function: cysteine-type endopeptidase activity. The transcript has 4 exons. Gene Ontology annotation, biological process: proteolysis. Bases 26 to 787 code for a protein of 253 amino acids. Lineage: Eukaryota; Metazoa; Chordata; Actinopteri; Perciformes; Nototheniidae.
AGAGAGUCCCAGGAGAAGACGGAGGAUGCUGCAGGGGGGAGGACUGAGGGAGAGCAGGGUGGGGGGGAGUAACAGGGCGGGGGGGAGUAACAGGGCCGUGCUGGUGUCAGUGGCUCAGUUUGACCCCGGGGUGAGGCUCGGGAGGAGGCCUGGAGCCCAGAGAGACACCAAGAAACUCCACAAAACGCUCAGCAAACUGGGCUUCAGAGUGGAGAUCCACAGCGACCUGAGCGGGGACCAGAUCUACCAGCUGUUCCUGGAAGAGAGCAGGCGCCCUGUUAAGGAUUGUUUUCUCGCCGUCUUGUCGUCUCACGGUGACGAGGGCUGUGUGUUCGGGGCUGAUGGGAAACCUGUCCUUCUGUCACGCAUUUACAAUUACUUCGACAACGAGUGCUUUGAGGAAAAGGCCAAAGUGUUCCUGAUACAGGCGUGUCGGGGGGGCGCUCUGGAUGACGGCGUGGAGGUGGACUCAGUCACUGACAGCAGCGAGUGCAGCUUCACUCAACAUCUCUCUGUUCCCAUAGACACAGCUGUGAUGUACGCCACGGCUCCAGGUUACGGAGCCUUCAUGCACCCUCUGGGCUCGGUCUUCCUGCAGACUUUCUGCCGCUUGUUGCAGGAGGAAGGGAACCGUGAGCUGGAGCUGACCCGCCUGAUGACCCGUCUCUCUCACAGCGUGGCCUUCACCUUCCAGGCCAAAGGAGGCGCUCUGGCCGGGAAGAAGGAGAUGCCGUGCUUCCUUACUCGACUGACCAGAGAAGUGUUCCCGUUCGCCUCCAUGCAAUAGAGUGGUGCAGGAACGAGUCCUAAAACCAGGAAGGGAGCUAGCAUUUUACCACUUCCUGUUUCUUCGUCUCAGACAAGCCCCCAGGAAGUGCGCCG